UAUUCGUAUGUGUAAAAUGUCCCACCUGCAGUAAAAAGAACGUUCAUGUUCAGUUCUAUUUAGUAUAAGUUAUAACCUCUCUAAAAAUGGCUUUAACAAACUUGAUAUUAUUUUGUACAUAAUAAUAUAAUUAAUUAAAAUAAAUAUUUAAAAUAAAUAAACUAAAUAUUGAUAGAAAAUAUUUUUUGAUAUUUAAAUUUUUGAAUCUUAGUUAAUAAAUAACUCCGUUACUACAAUUUGUUUACAUAAAGAAUUGAACCAGAAAAAAAAAUUUAUGUAAACCAUAAACCUCGUGGCGGUGUCAAUAAUGUCUUCAGUUCAUCGAACAUUUGCAUAUAAAUUGAGCAAACAACUUGCUGCUGAUGUUAGAAGACAUAUAUCUAAUUCUUCAUCAUAUUCAAGAGAACUUUCAAAAAGUGAGAGCAAUGCAUCGGGAUUUUCAUCAUCUAUAUCACUUUGUGAAGUAUAUGAGCCAGUAGACUAUGAAGAUUUUCUUAAUCAACAUCUACUGAUUAUUGAACGUGAUCCACUAAGAUCAAUAUUAGAUUUUCCACCGGAUGAUGUGGAGCUAAGAGUUGUCAAGCGUAAAAUUCGCACGGAAAAUCCUGUAGUUCCAUUUGAACCUCUCGAUACGGUUACUCCUUAUGUUCGAAGAUGUAUUGAAACUUUUACGUCUGAUUAUAUAGUAAUUCAUCGGAAAUAUAGAAGAAAAGCUUCACCGAUUGCUAGAGAAAGACUAAUUUUAGAUACUCCUCGACAAGAUUUUGAAGUCGAUCAAGAAGACAUUCUCUACAAUUCGCCAAAUGAUGAAGAUGAUUUAUCAAAUUCCUUAGACACACCGCGAGGUUCAUGGGCUAGUUUAGAUUUACGUCAUUCUCAGCACGAUCCUCUCUUACCCGGUUUACUCGAUCGAGUUUCACCAGAAACAAUUGACCAAUUAAACCAACAAAAGCGAUCUGAAGAUCGUCAGGAUGCGAUAUUUCCACUUUACACUCCGUCGAAUUGUCAGGACGACGAGUGGCAAGAAAGCAAUCCAGCGUUAGAACCAAGUGAACUAUUUUCCCACAAAAUACUCAUUAAAUGUCUUCAGUUAAAAUUAGAAUUAGAAGUCGAGCCAAUAUUUGCGAGUUUCGCACUCUACGAUGCCAAAGAAAAAAGAAAACUUUCGGAGAAUUUUUAUGUUGAUAUGAAUCCGGAAAAUUUAAAACGAAUGCUCGGUAAUCAUAUCGCUUAUAGUGACGCAAGUACUCUGGCAAGAAGUUGUGUCUUCAGCAUCAGUAAACCAAGUCCUGAUUUAUUUAUAGUAGUUAGGUUGGAAAAAGUAUUGCAAGGUGACAUUUCAGAAUGUGCUGAGCCUUAUCUACGUGAUGAUAAAAACAGAGAUAAAGUAAAAGUCGCAGCAGCUGUAGCUUGUGAACGUCUAGGACGAUACCGAAUGCCCUUUGCAUGGACAGCUAUACAUUUAUCAGCUGUAAUAGGCGGUGGCAAUGGCGGUGGUAUUGAUUCUGAUAGCAAUGGGAGUGCAGGAUCAUUAGAUAGAAAGUCUGGAAGCUUAGAGCACUGGCGUAAAAGAGUUGAACAGCCAACUCGACGAGGUUCUUUGGAACGUAAAAGUUCUGAUAAACGACGCAGCUGGUCACCAGAUGAUUUCGCAAAUUGUCUUGAUAGUUUCCGGCCAAUAACGUUGACUGUUUCAAGUUUUUUUAAACAUGAAAGCGAAAGACUCAGAGAUGAGGAUCUCUAUAAAUUUUUAAUUGAAUUACGCCGGCCUGGAUCAAAUUUAAAACGACUAAAAUGUAUACCGGGAAUUCUUAAAUUAGACUUGAGUCCGAAACCUGAAGAAUUGCCGCGGUGUUUAGAUCCAGAUUUACGGAGACUUAUACCGUAUCCUGAUGAAAAAAAUAGACCGAUAAAAGAAAUUUUAGAAUUUGCCUGUGAUGUUGCGACACCUGAUUUAACUUAUCGUAAUUUUCUCUACAUUUAUCCUAAGGAAGUUAAUUUUAGUUCGAGAACUGGGUCCGCACGGAAUAUUACUGUCAGAAUUCAACUGAUGGGCGGAGAACAAGAAGCUGAUGCACUGACUGCGAUAUUUGGCAGAUCAUCGUGCCCUGAAAUGACUCACGAAUGUUUUACUUCCGUUUCGUAUCAUAAUAAAAAUCCAAAUUUUUAUGACGAAAUAAAAAUACGUCUUCCGGCUGAUUUAAGCGCUCGGCAUCAUUUAUUGUUUACGUUUUAUCAUAUUAGCUGUCAGAAAAAAGUCGAGCAGCCGAAUGUGGAAACACCAAUUGCUUAUACGUGGCUGCCUCUAUUACGAGAUGGACAUCUUCAGUAUGGUGAAUUUACAUUACCUGCUAUGCUGGAUCCACCUCCGUCAAAUUAUUCUUAUAUAGCACCGGAUGUACUUUUACCUGGUACCAGAUGGGUUGAUGCUCACCGCGGUGUAUUUAACGUUAUUAUUGAACCAGUAUCAAGUGUGCAUCCCCAAGAUAAAUUUAUUUACAGAUUUUUAUCUCUCUGCGGUUAUUUGGAAACCGGCCAAGUGCCUCCGAGAAUCGGAGAAGCUGGAAUGGAAGCAGAGUUGAAAUCAUCAUUACUAGAAUUAUCCCGUGCAUCAAACUCAGCCUUAGUACGUUCGCUUCCUCAGUUAUUCGAUCAAUUGAUAUCAUACUUAGUGGUCCCUCCGACAUUACCAUCAUGCCCAAUAAACAUCGCCGCGGCUCUUUUCGAAGCUAUUGGUCUCCUAGCAAGAAAUAUAACAAAUUUACCAGACGGCCAAGUCGACGUUCACGGCAGACACACACUCCUAGCAACGUACGCUGCAUAUCAAUGCUCUCUACCACGAAUGACAUCAUCACCAAGAGCCGCUCGUUCCCGCAGCAACCCAGAUCUUUCAGUUGAAGACUUAGAGAUGGAAAUUCACGCUCGUGGUUUAGAUCGUACGGCAUCAAUGCGCCAAGAAUCUCCACUAAUAAAUUGCCCAUUGAUCAGAAGACUACUCCAUGAAGAAUUAGCUCUACACUGGGUCGUCUCUACUGGACAAGCUCGUGAACUGGCAAUAAUUCACUCGUGGUUUUUUUUUGAACUGAUGGUCAGAUCAAUGGUAAUCCAUCUCUACGAAGUCGGUAAUUUAGACGCACCCCGAAAAAUAAGAUUUUCACCCCAGUAUUGUGAUGACAUUUCUACCCUAGUCGAUGUUCUAACAAACGAAGUGAUAAAUAGAUACGUAAAAGAUCUUAAGACAGCAUACAAUUUAAUAUUUAGCCUGGCUAAUUUUUUAUCUGACUUACUAUCAAUUAUGGACCGCGGAUUCGUGCUUUCUCUUGUUCGGACAGCAUGUUGCUUGCUAUCUGAUGCCACGAUUCACGUUCCCGAUUCCACGACACUUUUUUCCCUCAAAAUGGAUUUUAUCAGAACAGUCUGCUCUCAUGAGCAUUUCGUUGCUUUGAAUCUUCCAUUCGGUACCGGAUAUACAUCGGGAUCAGCACCAGCAUCUCCAAGUCCUUCUACCAGUAGCAGCACCGGAAGUCUUAUUUCUACACUAGUACCUGGUAAUUGCGCAAGAUUUGCUGAACUAAGUCAAGAAUUUCGUCAGCAACAUUUCCUCGUAGGUUUAGUUCUGUUGGAUUUAUCAACAACUCUCGAAAUACCGAACCCAGUUUUACAAAAUAAAGCCAUUGGUUCUGUCAGAUAUUUAAUGAGUUGUCAUGACAAAGAUCCAAGGUACGCUGACCCAUCAUCAAAAGCACGUGUGGCAGUAAUUUAUCUUCCACUAUUAAAUAUUAUUAUGGACUCACUGCCCCAACUUUAUCAGUGGGAUUCUAAAAAUAAAAAUCUUUAUCCCAACGAUUCAAAUUCCAUUACCCAGUCAGUAGCGCUCGCUAUUGCUGGUGGUAAUGCUGCAGACGUUGCUAGUCUCUAUUGCCGAGUGUCAUUGAGCUCAGAAGCUACGCGGCAUCUUCUUAUGUGUUUUCUGUGGGUUCUAAAGGGACUAGAACGCAGUGUCCUGAUUCAGUGGUGCUCUGAAUUAAAUUCCCGUCGCGUUUUAUGUUUACUGCAAGUACUUAAUAUUUGUAUCGCUGCGUUUGAAUACAAAGGGAAGAAAGCAUUAAAGAGAAUGCCGCAGCAGGUCGCUGCCUCUGGUGACAUUCGCUCGAGAUUAGAAGAUGUGAUACUUGGACAGGGCAGUGCAAGAAGUGAGAUGAUGUUGCGACGCAAGGAACGAAUUAUUGGCGACAAACUUAGAUGGAGAAAAGAUCAAAUGUCUUACAGAGCCAAUGAACCAGCUGAGGAACGAGUUGUCGAACAAGACGCUCAUAUAGAAGGCGCGUUAGCUGCUGAAGCUUCGCUUAUUGUCCUUGAUACACUAGAAGUUAUUGUCCAGGCUGACUGUGCUGGUGGUGCAGUCAAUGGGGUACUGAAGGUACUUCUGAGAGCUUUGGCAAGAAAUCAAAGCACUUCUGUGCUGCAGCAUAUGUUUAAUUCUCAGCGCGCACUUGUCGUUAAAUACCACAGUGCGUUUUUUGAUGACGGGAGUGAGAGAUGCGGCAAUCUUUGUCUGACGCUUCUUACUCGAUGCAGUUCUCCGUUAAGUGCAAUCAGAAGUCAUGCCGCUGCAAGUCUGUACCUUCUUAUGCGGCAAAAUUUUGAGGUGGGUAACAAUUUUGCAAGAGUUAAGAUGCAAAUGACGACAUCACUAUCGACUCUCGUUGGUCGCGGACGUGGUCCGAGUGAAGGGGCACUACGUCGGGCAUUGAAGACUGUUUUGGUUUAUGCUGAGAGAGAUACUGAGUUAGCAAACACUAGUUUUCCGGAACAAGUCAAAGAUUUGUUAUUUAAUUUACAUAUGAUACUCUCGGAUACGGUAAAAAUGAAAGAGUUUCAAGAAGAUCCGGAAAUGUUGUUGGAUUUGAUGUAUCGUAUUGCUAAGGGCUACCAGAGCUCACCGGAUUUACGACUAACUUGGCUAGCAAAUAUGGCACAGCAACACAUGGAACGUAAAAAUCACACGGAAGCUGCGAUGUGUCUAGUCCACAGCGCGGCACUUGUUGCUGAAUAUCUGCACCUGCUGGAACCGGGCAGCGGUGGCCGGCCUAUUGGAGCAGUGGCCUUGAGUUCUGUUUCUACUAAUGUGUUAGAAGAAAGUGCUGUUGGUGAUGACGUUCUUGCGCGGAGAGAAGAAGGUCUAUGUCUUGGACCAGAUUUCUCUGAAAGCGGACUCGCUGGGUUAUUAGAGCAUGCGGCGAGUUCAUUUUUCGCUGCUGGAAUGUAUGAGGCUAUUCCUCAUGUUUAUCGUGUCCUUCUACCAAUAGCAGAAACUGCAUAUGAUUAUAAAAAAUUGGCAAAUAUUCAUGGUAAACUACAUGAAGCUUACACGCGAAUUGACCAGCUUUCGGGUAAAAGGGUUUUUGGUACUUACUUCAGAGUCGGUUUUUACGGUAGCAAAUUUGGUGAUCUUGAUGGGGAAGAAUUUGUCUAUAAAGAACCGACUCUUACAAAACUUCCUGAAAUAUUUUCAAGGCUUGAAAAUUUUUACAUUGAACGAUUUAGUGUCGAUAAUGUCGUUAUUAUUAAAGACUCUAAUCCAGUCGAUGUAAGUAAAUUGGAUCCUGAUAAAGCGUAUGUUCAAAUUACGUAUGUAGAACCGUAUUUUGAAGCAUAUGAAUUGAGACAUAGGCCGACUGUUUUUCAUAGAAAUUUUAAUAUAAAACGAUUUAUUUAUGCGACACCUUUCACUACAAGUGGCAAAGCUCAUGGUGAGCUGAAAGAACAAUGUAAAAGGAAAACAAUAUUAACAGUCGCCACGUAUUUUCCAUACCUCAAAACACGUAUUCGUGUUGUAGCUCGAAAGCAAAUUGUACUUAGUCCUAUUGAGGUGGCAAUUGAAGAUAUUCAGAAAAAAACAGUAGAGCUGGCUACUGCGACAAAUCAAGAUCCACCUGAUCCAAAAAUAUUACAAAUGGUACUUCAAGGUUGCAUUGGUACGACCGUAAAUCAAGGACCGGCAGAAGUGGCUAAUGUAUUUCUCUCAAAUAUAAGAGAAUCAAACGUGCAUCCUUCAAGAUUUCAACAUAAAUUGCGACUUUGUUUUAAAGACUUUACAAAAAAGUGUUUCGACGCAUUGCGUAAAAAUAAAAAUCUCAUUGGUCCGGAUCAACGUGACUAUCAACGUGAAUUAGAAAGAAAUUAUCAGCGUUUGACUGAAAAGUUAGCGCCUCUUAUUACUUGGAGCGGGUCUCCUCCGAUGAAUCAAGAAUGUCCAUCAUUAACAUCUUUACUCUGGUAGAAGUUUGCUUACUGCCAUAAAAAUUUAACCAAAGACAUCAUGAUACUCAUAUGAAUAUCAAGCAAUUGAUACUUUUUAUUCGAAGACUUUUAUUAUUUACAGAAACAGUAAGAUAUACCUAAUAGUAUUUUGGCAAUCUAUUUAUAUUUAUAUAUAUAUUUUUUUCUUAACGACAAAUUAAUUUAAACUUAGGAAAAUCCAUUAAUGUCUACAUCACACUCAAUAACUAUAAAUUAGUUAAAUUACAUUAAGUAUUGAGUACUUACUUAAAAUAAUUUAGUCAUUUAAAUUUAAUUAAAAUACUUAUCAACAGCUUGUAGUUAGGGGAUUUUCCGAUUCAAUCAAAUGUAAAGCCUUCUUGUACACUAUUUUAUUUAAUCGUACUUAAAAAAAAUUUUUUAAAUUAUUUAUUAAUUAAAUGUAUCUAGUAAAUAAGUAGUCAAAUUUGGCUUAAGCUUUUUUAUACAGAUGUGGUAAAUAAAUUUAAAUAUUUUUAAUU
Messenger RNA from Microplitis mediator, 6782 nucleotides. It is a transcript of the gene Zir, whose product is annotated as dedicator of cytokinesis protein 7. Gene Ontology annotation, biological process: small GTPase-mediated signal transduction; positive regulation of GTPase activity. The transcript is spliced from 11 exons. The record is from RefSeq and is a predicted model, not a curated record. Gene Ontology annotation, molecular function: guanyl-nucleotide exchange factor activity. NCBI's taxonomy places the organism in Eukaryota, Metazoa, Arthropoda, Insecta, Hymenoptera, Braconidae. The coding region runs from base 308 to 6283 and encodes 1991 amino acids.